Helobdella robusta is the source of this 567-nucleotide messenger RNA. RefSeq lists its product as hypothetical. NCBI's taxonomy places the organism in Eukaryota, Metazoa, Annelida, Clitellata, Rhynchobdellida, Glossiphoniidae. Bases 1 to 567 code for a protein of 188 amino acids. The transcript has 4 exons. The record is from RefSeq and is a predicted model, not a curated record.
AUGUUUAGCCAGAUAAACAUAACAUCAAUGGAGGACUUGGAGUCGUUCCAUGAAUUAAUCCUUGGUGUUCCCUUACUUCUACGUGUGUGGGUUGCAUUUACAAGAAAUGAUUUUGUUGGUGAGAGUCAACCAAAGUUUCAAUUCGAAAAAGAUAUGGCUCUGCUGGCAGACACAUCCCAUCCCAUGAUACGACCGCAAUUUGAAAAGGCAAUAGAUGAGGCUCGCAAAAGCAUACAGGCUCGAAGAAUUUUUUGUGUUCAGAUCGACUUCAGUGAAGCAAUAGAUGCGUGGUUGAAAACAGUAUACAGGCGCAAGUACAUCAAAUGUUGUCGACUCUCUGCUCAUAAAUCGAUUCUGUACAUCACAAACUAUUCUAAACCAGAGACAUGUUUUAAAUGCAAUCCUUUAUGGUGUCUGCUCUGCGGUCCAUGUUGGUUUUUGUCUGCUCCGUGUUACAAGUGUUACAGAAAAUGCAAAUGUCACGACGUAAAAGUGACUAUUGAAGCACCAAUUGUUAGGAGAACUGUGGCCAGUAACACGGGAAGAGUAAUUGAAGUUAACAGAUAG